AUGGACUCAGAGCGAUUGAAAGUGCCAACACAAGGCGAUUCUUCCGCCGAGCAGAAUAAUGGCGACAACACUCCGGUGAGAAGAGGACACCGUCAUAAACGUUCUUUCGCCAUUUCACAAGAUUUAGAUUUUGUCAAACCCAUCGCCCCUGGGACACCACAUUCGAAGGCAGAUUAUGCAGCCUCGACCGUAUCACCAAUGCGACACCACCAGGAUAUGAGCCCAAGGUUUUUCAUGAGCCACGAUAUCACUUAUUCAGACGAUGUGCCAAAUGCCAUUAUAGACCUAGACGAUGCUUUAAGCACCCGGCCACAAUCUUUUACCUCUCACAGAAGAGCUGAAUCGGCUCCCGCAAACCUCAUACUACCGUUCAAGCUAGAGCCGCCGGCAAUACAGACACAGCCGCCGUUGAGAAUAGACGAAGAAGAGGAUGGUGAGAAGUCCGAGAGCGAAGAUGAAUUGGUGAGCCAAGACGCAUUAAUGUCGCCGCUCCGAACUAAAUCUCAAUCUCCGUUUCUAACCAGCUCGGCCACGAUGGAUGAACAAAAAUCUCCAAAGCGGAACCAAUAUAAUAAUAAUACCUUGAAGAUCAGCAGACAGAAAGAACGAUACCUGUAUUACACAAAACAAUUACCAGCGGCAAGCCCCCAUGGUUCUUCUCACAUAUACCCACAGGAGCCUGCAUGUUCGUCACUAUCCUCUGAACUAACUCCUGGCUUUUCGAUCUCAGCAAUAACAAACACUCCAAACACUCCUGUUCUCUCUACAUCCAAGGUAGCGAAUAAAUCACCUAGUCCGCGCCGCUCGUUCAAUUUCAAAAGUCAAGUUUAUGACCUACCAUAUGACGGCAGUGCAUCGAAUGAUGCUUAUAUCGAUGCUAGGAAAGCACAGCCACAAAACGAGGAUACCGCCAAGGUGCCAGGGACUGCUUCUGGACAUUCAGAGACUCCAAUCACAGAAGCGCACACAAUUGAAGCUUUCGAACAGAGCCGGAUACCGAAGGAAAUCUUAUUGGGACAGCCCGGUGAUAGUGUGGAUUUAUCUCAGAACCCUAAAUCGCCCUCAAAAGCACCGCAAAAAAAAAGGGCGUCCACGUCAAGUGAAAUUCGUGCCACGAGUGAUCAGCGGAGUGUGAGUGAUAGCGCUGUCAUGCAUGGGAGGCAGCAAACAAGUACUGGCAAACGCAAGGGUAAGUUCCACUUGAUGUCAACUCUGUUUUCUCGACUCAAAAAUCCCAAAUAG
Molecule: messenger RNA, 1242 nt
Organism: Lachancea dasiensis
Lineage: Eukaryota; Fungi; Ascomycota; Saccharomycetes; Saccharomycetales; Saccharomycetaceae
Source: the annotation of a GenBank genome assembly